Exophiala spinifera is the source of this 531-nucleotide messenger RNA. RefSeq lists its product as uncharacterized. Gene Ontology annotation, molecular function: methylmalonyl-CoA epimerase activity. The coding region runs from base 1 to 531 and encodes 176 amino acids. Gene Ontology annotation, biological process: L-methylmalonyl-CoA metabolic process. The transcript is spliced from 2 exons. NCBI's taxonomy places the organism in Eukaryota, Fungi, Ascomycota, Eurotiomycetes, Chaetothyriales, Herpotrichiellaceae. The record is from RefSeq and is a predicted model, not a curated record.
AUGGCGAACUCGGGUGUGACUGGCACGACAUGUGCUAUCAACCAUGUUGCUUUGUCGGUCGACGAUCUCGACCAGGCUGUUCAAUGGUAUACAGAAAAUCUGGGAUUUUGCGAAAUCAUUCCCUCAGCUUAUAUGGAUCGAGAGAAAGAUCCUAAAGGAAUCGUUUUCCGAGUGUAUGGUGGCGAGCUUCACAAAGUCAAAGUGGCAUAUCUUGAAGCUUCAAACAGUGUUGGGUUCGAAAUAUUCCAGUUCAUUGAUCCGAAAUCUGAGGCAGGGACAGUUCAACAGCCAACACGCUUCGAUGCAAGGUCUUGGACUCAAGGCGGUUUCUUUCACGUUGCCGUGACGGCAGCUGAGCCCCAGAAGCUGGCUAGCAAGAUUGAAGAUGCCGGAGGGCGACGAGUGGGAGACGCCGUGACCUUAUCCAACGGCCAUACGGCACUCUACGUGCAAGAUCCUUGGGGCAACGCGAUCGAGAUCUGCUCCACGAAUUUUUUCGACCUGAUCACAUCUGCAAAUCGCCAUGGCUAA